AUGCUGUUAGCUCAUCCAUUUCUGGAAGGAGUCGGUGAUGAUAAUGAAGAAGAUGAUGAUACAGUUGAAGAGUUGGGUGAAGUUUUGGACAUAAAUGCCAUUUGUUCAUCUGUCAUUUCUGAAAACGAUGAUGAUGAUGAUGAUGAGAUGAGUAUGUUGUCGUUUUCAGAUGAGUUGAGUUAUUUUUCUGAAGAUGAACUCCAUUGUUGGUCUGAAGAAGAUGUUUCUUGCUUUUCUGUAGAAGAAAAUGGUACCACUGUACCAUUGAAUGAAGUACAUCAAUACCCUAUUACAUUUACCAUUUCUUCAGGAGUUUAG
Messenger RNA from Lactuca virosa, 318 nucleotides. Lineage: Eukaryota; Viridiplantae; Streptophyta; Magnoliopsida; Asterales; Asteraceae. The record is from the annotation of a GenBank genome assembly.